GAGAGAGAGAGAGACAUAGGCAGAGGGAGAAGCAGGAUCCAUGCAGGGAGCCCGAUGCGGUACUUGAUCCCGAUCCUGGGAUCACACCCUGAGCUGCAGGCAGCUGCUCAACCGCUGAGCCACCAGGUGUCCUCUAAUCAUUUUAUUUCUAACUGUGGACUUGUGGAUAGUUAUUUUAUACCUUGGGUUAUAAUCUCAUACUUGUUGCUCAGAGUGUUCCAGCUUUGGCCCCUGGGAGCUCUUUGAUUUACCUCCCUCUCCCAUUGUCACACUCCCAUUGGUUUGAUUGGCACCUAGGGUGCUCUCAGCUUGUUUAUGUUUCCUGCCCCAUCUUAGAAGCAGUCAUUCUUCCUGGAGCCAGGGCACAAUUUAGGUAGGAAACAGCAACAGAAGACAAGUGGAGGGGAAUCUUGUUUGUGCCUUCUAGGACAUUCUGUCCCAGCAGAAUGAGGUAUCUGGGAGGACCUGGAGGGCGGGAGGGACUUCACAGCCUACUCAUGGGAAAGUACAUUGAUUUAUUGGAUAAUUUUAAAGCACAGGAACUGCGACCCCCCAGCAGCACCAGUGCACAGUUGGCAUCUUGGUGACACUAGUCCUUCAUCCCUUUUUCUAUUUCCCUCACUGUGGUUUGCUGAGGUUUACUGAGCUUUGCAUGUACUUCUACCUAGAGGUUAAAUGUAGGUUUUCAGGGAGGAAUCCUCGGGGAUUCAAUCCUCAAUCCUAAGGAAUACUUAAUCCUCAAGUAUUAGGGCCCUUUACUGUAAGCUUGGCCAGAAAUGUCAGACAAACUUGCAGUAGGGAAAAGGUUAAUUUUCUGUUUCUGUAGAUAGAUCUCAAGUCCAAGCUGACAAAAGCCCAUUGGGUGCAUGGGUCCAGGCAGGUGGGGACCUCAGGCCUCCACAGCCCACAGCUGACCACACCUCUGCCUCCUACUAUGUGACCUUGCAGGGGUGGCUUAACUUCUCUGAGCCCGUCUGCCAGGGUGAUACUAGGUUUAAAAAAAAAAAAAAAAAGACAACUCAGAGUCCUGUUUGUGAUGAUCAAAUCAAAGAGCCAAUGAGAAGGGCUUUUGUCAAUGAUUAAGCAAUCUGUGCUGGGGACUGGCAUUCGGAUGCAGGUGCCCACGUCCUUUCCCUGCAGGGAGACAGAAGCCAGGCUGGGAAGAGCACCCUGCUAGGGCAGUUCUGGCUUCAGGACCAAGUCUCCUGCCGCCCAGAGCUGGCCUGGUAUGGGUAAUGGUGUGAAGGAGAGUACGGUGCGCGUGCGUGAGGAUGCCGAGGCCAUCCUGCCCUCACCCGUCAAUUCCAAGAGUGAUCACAGGCAAGUUCUCAGCUCCCUCCUGUCUGGGGCCCUGGCUGGUGCUCUUGCCAAAACAGCGGUAGCUCCCCUGGACCGAACCAAAAUCAUCUUCCAAGUGUCUUCAAAAAGAUUUUCUGCCAAGGAGGCCUUCCGGCUCCUCUACUUCACCUACCUCAACGAGGGCUUCUUCAGCCUGUGGCGCGGGAACUCGGCCACUAUGGUGCGCGUGGUGCCCUACGCCGCCAUCCAGUUCAGCGCCCAUGAGGAGUACAAGCGCAUCCUGGGCCGCUACUAUGGCUUCCGCGGGGAAGCCCUGCCCCCCUGGCCCCGCCUCCUUGCAGGUGCACUGGCUGGGACGACAGCUGCUUCUCUGACCUACCCCCUGGACCUAGUCAGAGCGAGGAUGGCCGUGACCCCAAAGGAAAUGUACAGCAACAUCUUUCACGUUUUCAUCCGCAUCUCCCGAGAAGAGGGCCUGAAGACCCUCUACCAUGGGUUCACGCCUACCGUGCUGGGGGUCAUUCCCUACGCGGGGCUCAGCUUCUUCACCUAUGAGACACUCAAGAGCCUGCACAGAGAGUACAGCGGCCGCCCACAGCCCUACCCCUUUGAGCGCAUGAUAUUUGGGGCGUGUGCCGGCCUCAUCGGGCAGUCAGCCUCGUACCCGCUGGACGUGGUGCGGCGGCGCAUGCAGACAGCUGGGGUCACGGGUCACCCACACGCCUCCAUCAUGCACACGCUGCGUGCCAUCGUGCGAGAGGAGGGCGCCGUGCGUGGCCUCUACAAGGGUCUGAGCAUGAACUGGCUCAAGGGCCCCAUCGCUGUGGGCAUCAGCUUCACCACCUUUGACCUCAUGCAGAUCCUGCUGCGGCACCUGCAGAGCUAGGGAUCCUGCAGGCCAGCUGCUCUCGAGACAGGGAGCCAAGCUUCAGCGUGCAGUGGACCACUGACCCCUUUUGUCUCUGAGCCUGUGGAGCGAGGGUGCGCUUGGUUCCACCCUGGGAGCCACGUCGGAGCACCUUGUAGAACAAGCUGGGGGGCCUGGCCUCGGUCCCAAAAGCCAGCAACCCUGGAAGUGCAAUGUUGGGACUGGUGGGCAGGGGCUCUCACGCUCUCCCCAUCCCUCCUCCCCAGGGCUGGCCCUGUCUUCUGGAGGCAUUGUCCUCAAUGCCCUGAGCUGGGAGUGACCAGUGCCACCUCUCGGCGCUCUGUGACCUGGGACAUGCUCCUGAUUCUAGUGACCGCAUGCCACAGGGCGCAGAGCCAGACUCUCUGUCUGCCCCUGUGCUCACAGAUGGGAGGGAGCCCCAGAGUGUACACAGAUGCCUGGCCUUCCGAGCCCAGCCAGCUCAGCUGGGGUGAUACAUACAGCCUUUAGUCCCCCUUCCCAUCCUCCCCCCAACCUGUCCUGCCUUUGCCAUUACUUCCCAGGUGACAUGACUCCUCUGUCACCAGAGCCUCCUGCUCGGGAACAGCCUUCUCCCAAGAGUAUUAUUUGGAUCCUGGACUCUGUGGCCAAAGUAGGACCCUAGGAGUGGGUUCUCCCCUCUGUUGCCUGCUCACCUGGUUUGUAAUGUUCCCGGGAGGGUCGCACCUCCUCCAGGCAGCAGGGUUUGAGCAAUUGCCAUGGGUUUGCGUCUGAGUCCUAAUCUGGAGGCAUCUGCUGAAAAUUGGGGACCCAGGUCACCUCCUCUGGGCCAGGAAGCUUCUACCCCUGUCCCCCAGGCCACACCAACAGAGGUGAGGCCUCAGGCCCCAAUCCUCGGACCCUGGGCACAGUGGCUCCUGGGGGGGGGACCUGUGGCGUUUGGCAUGUCCCUGGCUCCCCACCUGAGUGGGCGCUUGGCCAGGACAUGGGGCGGUUUCUGGUGCAUGGGGUUAUCUGAUUUCUGUGAACAGAAUGCAUGGAGGCAACUGGCAGCCUUUGUCUUCCCCACAUAGGAGCCCCUGAACAGCGUGUGGCCUGAGGGUAGGAAGCCCGGGGGGGUGGAGGCCCUGGGGUCUGCCAGGUGUCACAGGGACGCAGAAACACCCGUUUCCAAAUGAUAUUUGGAGUUUCUUGAUUUCUUUUGGUUUUGCUUUUCAAUCCGGCUGGUGCUGGGUCUAGUCACCAUAAACCCUGACCGGCGCAAUCCGGUUCCCAGGUGGAGUAACCAGAGGGUGACCAGAUAGCUCUGCAGCCACGUGGCGUGUUUGCACCACGCACAUUUCCAGUUGUGACUUUCAUCUCUCCCUUGUGUUCUGUCUCAUUUGUGUUCUUGACCUGGACCUGCAGGUGUGUAGACCCUUCUCUCUGUCCUUCCUUGCAUGUGUCCACCUGCCAGCCUGAGUCUCAUCCCCUGGGUCCCACGGCUGUUCUGUUGGGUGGGCUUCCCACCUCCUCUCCCUGCCUUGCCCAGAAGAGGCAGGAGAGGCAGGGACCCCUCACAGAGAGACGGUGUGGGGACCUGGGGGCCCACCCCAGGCAAGUGAAACCAGAUGAAUGGUUGGGUGGCACCCCCUCUGAGCCGCAGGCUGGGUCACCGAGGGGAGGGCCCCAGGUCCUGCCGGCCCCCCGUGUGCCCCCCGACGGUGGCUGUCAGCCGGGUGGGCCUCGGGGCUCCUCCCACCCCCAGCCCCGCACACAGCUGGGUUUGUGCCCGCUGCGGCCACACCCCUCCCACUGGUGUCCACCCUGAUUUGGAGUUACAUUUUGAUGCCAUGAAGACACUUUGUUUAUAUAUAAUGUUUAUAUAUUUUAAAGAUUUGUGCCAAGAGAGUAUAUUUAAUAAAAAUUAAAAUGAC
Messenger RNA from Nyctereutes procyonoides (raccoon dog), 4083 nucleotides. RefSeq names its product solute carrier family 25 member 42 (gene SLC25A42). The record is from RefSeq and is a predicted model, not a curated record. Gene Ontology annotation, biological process: transmembrane transport. The transcript is spliced from 8 exons. Bases 1229 to 2185 code for a protein of 318 amino acids. Lineage: Eukaryota; Metazoa; Chordata; Mammalia; Carnivora; Canidae.